Paralichthys olivaceus (Japanese flounder) is the source of this 4783-nucleotide messenger RNA. RefSeq names its product protein phosphatase 1, regulatory subunit 3Ab (gene ppp1r3ab). Gene Ontology annotation, cellular component: protein phosphatase type 1 complex. Gene Ontology annotation, molecular function: protein phosphatase 1 binding; glycogen binding. Gene Ontology annotation, biological process: regulation of glycogen biosynthetic process. The record is from RefSeq and is a predicted model, not a curated record. NCBI's taxonomy places the organism in Eukaryota, Metazoa, Chordata, Actinopteri, Pleuronectiformes, Paralichthyidae.
UUAAGUCCCCUCUGGCCUAUUUAUAGUGUUGGCCCUUGCAACAAUGUCAUCUGUAACUCGACUCCAUCUGUUAAGUCAGAGCAUGUUGAAUGUCAGUUGCCAGAAGCAGAAGCACUGCAAGUCAUUUCUUGCUGACUCUCUCACAAAGAGACCCAUGGAGUUUGUGGGACAGCCGAGACUUUCCGAGACCAGUAACCUCUUAGAAGUGCCAGGCCACAGCUCCUUGGACGUAGACAGUGAUGAGGGUGAAGUGGUUAUCGGGAUCAGGCCCAAAUCCUCUCCCCUCCCACGGAGAAGGAGCUCUUCCACUGACGACGACUCAGACCCCGAGCCGCCCCCCUCCAGCUCCAGGAGAGUGUCCUUUGCAGACACCAAGGGCCUCAGUUUGGUGCAAGUGAGGGAGUUUGACACACUUAAUGUACCCAAGCUGCCAGGGUACGGCACCUCUGAGGGUGAAGAAGCAGAGGAGUACUUCCUGUCUCCUCACACAUUCACCCUUCCGUUGUCCACUGAGGAGCUGUUCGUCAAAGUGCGGGACCAGAGGUUGGAGCUGGAGACAAUCGAGUUACUUCCGAAGACUACGAUACUGAAAGGCGUUAUCCGUGUCCUCAACAUCUCCUUUAGUAAGGCAGUGUAUGUACGAACCACGUUGGACACCUGGUCCAGCUACUUUGACCUCCUGACAGAGUACAUCCCCGGUUCCAAUGACGGUCUGAUGGACUGCUUCUCAUUCAAGCUCACCUUGGUGCCCCCGUUCGGAGAACCGGGAGCCAGAGUCGAGUUUUGUCUGCGGUACGAGACUCCUGUGGGGACGUUCUGGGCCAACAACAACAACAGGAAUUAUGUGCUGUUCUGUCACCAGAGAGUCAAGGAUAAACCGCAGAGGGACAAUGUGAACAAGAAAAGCUGCCUUAAGACAGUCAGUCAGAACUUCUUUGCGGAAAACAUCUCAACCAUUGAUGCUUCACCUGAGGAGAAUACUUCAGCUAUUUCAGUUGUGUCAAAAUAUGCAGAGGAAGCGACUAUGAUGAAAGCCAAGCAAAUCUCUGAUGGUGAAGAUGGACAAAAAAUAAAGACCGAGAAUAGACGAUUCAGCAGCCUAAGAAGAAGUAACAGGAAGGCCGCGCGGAUGGCUCGGGUGAGGGACCACUUUGCUCAAAAAAGGAUGGGAGGGAGCGACACUGAAAGGGAUCAAACCCCUCUAGAAGCAAAACAGGCAGCACGAGAAGAAAAGCAGGUGGAAAAGCAUUCAGAGUCUCUGGAAACACUCAGCAAAUCCCUCCUUGAUGUUCUACAUGAUACGUCACUGGGGAAUGACAGCGCAUCUAACAGUGAGCCAGAGAAAUCUGAGAGCAAAGAUGUGACUGACUCUGCAACAUUAACAGUUGGUGGGAGUGCCACAGAUACAUCAGAUAACCGACUGCAUUCACAUGACCAGUCUGCUCCUGCAAAGUCUGUCUGCAGAGCUGAGGGUGCAACUCAGGAGCAACACACAAGUUAUGAAUCCACUAACAACACUGCAGUAGUGACUUCAGUAGUGACCAGCGAAGGCCUUGUUGGCCAAAACACCAGCUUCACAUUUGGAACUGUGGUGGCUCCACUGUAUCAGCACAUGUUUGGCAGAGCGGGAAGUGAGAGUGAAAACUUAGAUGAGAGGGGAAAUCCUAUUCGAGCAACACUGAGUAUUGGAGAAUCAACUUAUGAUUAUCCUCACACUGAAGGAAAAGAGAACUGCUGCACUCCGAUGAACACCCAGGAAUCAAACCAAGAGUGCUUAGAUGCCACUUCAAAUAAUCCUCUCAAUGAGGAAGAGCAGGCACGUUUGUGUGAGACAGCAGGUGACAUUCAGGACUGUACAGAAAAUCUACAGCAUCCAGGUGAGGUCGUACAUUUAGAUCAGGGGUGCAAAAAUACAUCUGAUGUUCUGUCUGGAGAUGCAGAAGUAAACAUUUUAAAUACAGAUUUGUUAAGUGCACAAGUACCCACUCAGAGUUUGCAUCAGCAGGAAGACACGCAGGAGGACAGUCUGUCAUGUGACUUCCAAAACCAAAAAACUAAAGCAGGAGCAGCAGAGGCUCAGCCUCCAGAGAAUACAAGUUCACAAACUAAAACUAAUAGAGAAACAACUGAAGCUGUGAACGUCAUGGCCAGCGUCAAAAGUUUGCUUCUGCCACUUCAGCCUGAUGGUGAUGAGACAGUCAAACAAACCAACAAGGGUGGAGAAAAUGACAUAAAGGAUGGUAAACACACAACAUUAUCAACAACCAAGGCAUCUCCAGUGAUGGAUAACCUUGUAGAACCUUUACGUGAUUUGACUCCCAACCCAAUCCAUCAUUCAGCUCCAAAGGAAACUGAGAAUAUCUACGUGUCUGAUGAUGAAGAUGCUGAGGGAAAUUAUUUCUCAACACCCAGGAACUCUCAGGAAACUCAGACAGAAUCUAGAAAUGGGGAGGAACAAAACAAGUCGACUAACAAUCUGUGUGAGGAUGAAAUAGAACAUUCAGGUGAAACUGAGGUCAACAACGCGGAAGAUGAGUCAAUGACAAAAGCAAUAAUGAAUGACAAUGAAACAUGUGACAAUGAUACAUUUAUUGAGUCGAAAGAGGAAGAGUCCUUUAAAGGUGAACCAAUGACAGCAGCCUUACUGAAGGAGGAUUUUAGUUUAGCAGACACUACUGAAGAGGAAAACUGGGAAAUGAUGGUUGAAGAGGAUGAGAAGAAUAUUUUAGCAGAUCAAGAGGAAAACAAGGCAACAUGUUUAAAAGCAGACACUGAGACAGACCAAAGAGGACGGUCAGAGGACACAGAGAUAGAGAAAGGAUUAGAAAACAGAAAUUCAUCAGAGAGGGAAAAAGACCUGGCCGAGGAGCUCAGAGGUGCAGGGGAGAACGGGACUGAGGCUGAUGCCGAGGGGUUUAGGGACAAGGAGAGAGAUGGAGAGGAAAUAUGGAAGGUGGGAGAAUUAGAAUAUGUUCAAGCCAAAAAUACAGAAGAGAAAGAAGCUGAGGAGGAUGACAGAGUUGGGGAUAUUAAAGUGGAGAAGGAAGAGGAGAUAGAGUUAGAGAAAGAAAAAUACUUUGCAGAAAUGAAAGAGGUCAUUAUCGGAAGGAUAGAUUUCCAAGAAGGGGAGGAAGAAAUGGAAAUAUAUUGGAACAAUGGAGAUGAUGAUGGCAGGGUGUGGGACGAUCAAGUAAAACCAAGAGAGGAAAACGUAGAGGAGAAGAAUCCAAAUUACGAGGUGGAGAUUGCAGUGGAUGGAGCGAAAGACUUAAAGGUUGGAGAUCCAGACUCAGAGAGCAUGACAGCAGAGGAUGGAGAAGAUGAAGUGUCAUGUUUUGAAGAGAUGUUAGACGUCACACAAAUCAAGGAGGAAGGUUUAUCUGCUCAGAUGAACCGUGUGCAGGCCAAGAGAGUAACUGACAAAGACAGGGAGGAGGGAAGUGCACACAUUCCAGCUGAGAUAGAUCUUUACAAAGAGGAGGAUUCUCAAGGCGGCGAGAAUGUCACAAAUAACCAAUCAGAAGCUGAAUGUUUGUCCUCGGCUGCGGAGGGAGACUCGUGCAUUUUAACAGAUGAGCCCGAAAGUCAAACAGGCCACGACAGCGCAGAGUCUGACUCAGACGACGAGGUGGAGUUGUACAUGCACUGUCUCAGGGCUGUUCACACUGGGGCUCAGGCCAACAAAGAUAAAAACAAAGACACAGGUUUCAGUGUGGGUAAAAGGCCGUCUGUAAGCAGGGGCAAACUGCUUUCCACACCCAUGCCCUCCAUCACUGAGUCUCUGGAUGAAGAACCACACCUCAGCUGUCAUCAGGACAUUCACGAGGACACGGAUGCAGCCGAUGUCCAACCUGCAGCUGCAGCUCCGUCAUUGCUGAGUGGACAGGAGACCCUGAAUACAAACGUUUCCUGGUGGAAAGAGACUUUUUCCUGCAGAAACAUAUCAAAGACUUUGUUAUGCAUCACAUUGAUGGUGGUUUUCUUUGUAGUGGCUUACCAUUAUGAUUUUCUCGCUUGUUUUGGGCUCUACUUGAUAUCAGUGGUUUGGCUCUGCUGUCAAGGAGAGAGACAACCAGUGAAGAAUAACAACAGAAUUAGGUUGAAAUAAAUCAUCCAAACAUUAAAGCUCCACCUGAACCAGGAUUCAAACCGGAAACCUUCUUGCUGUGAGGUGACACCCUGCUAUACACUGAAAGUCUGUUUCAUAUGGGAUAAUGGAUUUAUGAGGUUUAUGGAUAUAGAAAAGGCUGCGUUGAUACCGUGGAUUUUAAACUCUCCUUUUGUUCUGCACACCAUCACCAUCAUUUCGAAGGCUCUGACAAAUGUGGCUGACAAAUGCGUCCUUCCAUCCCUGAGAAACCAUCUUUCCCAGCCCAGCCAAUUCCAGAAUUCAUUGCACUUCGGUGAUGAACCGUUUUUCAACGAGACACCCAAUGCUUGAGUAUCAGGCUUCAACUCACUGCCUAUAUCCUCCUCAUUAAUGGCCUCUAUGAAGACUAGAAAUUACGCAGUGAAAAAUAAUGGGCAUUGAUUUAAAGAAUAUAUCAGGGUGAAUCUGGUGUAUUCCCCAUGGGAGGAUGUUCACUCUCUGUUGUCAAGAAUAUGAACGAAUUUUCUUUAUACUUCACUGUACAUACAACUUAGUGUCGACUCAGCCAACAGGCUGCGGACCAGUGCUCGAACUUCUGCAGAGCAUUACUGAAGUAAAACCCGUCCAUUUGCUGUGUGCGUGAAUGCUACCUAUAAUAUCUUAGUAUUUGUGUUAGUUAUACAUAGUUUGGAA